GUAAUAAAAAUGUGGUGUAAUGUAAUCUUCUGAGAUCUCAGAUUUUUCUCACCCAAUCUUUGGAAACUCCGCCUUUUCGUCUCUUUAUAAGGUCCACACUCUUCAUUCACACAUUUUCACAAUGCCAUUCUUCUUUUGCUUAUUCUCAUCCUCAUCCUCCGUCAUUUCUAACGGCAGCAAUGGACGGUGCCCCAGCUGCGUUACCUUUGCCUCUUCCUUUUCACAAUAAUAAUACUCCUUCCUCAUUCACGCUCAACAAAAGGCACACUACUACCGGUACCAGGACUAACGGCGGCGACGUUACUAGGGACAUGGUUGUAAAGAAAGAGAAGGAAAAGAGAGCGUCGUUUAUGACGUGGACGGCGGAGGACGUGGCGCACGUGGCGAAGUUCCAUUGGAUGCCUUGUUUGUUCGCCAUGGGUUUGCUGUUCUUCAUGGGCGUGGAGUACACGCUCCAUAUGAUCCCUUCGUCUUCUGAGCCUUUCGAUUUGGGGUUCGUCGCCACGCGCUCCCUCCACCGCGUCCUCUCCGCUUCGCCUGAACUCAACACCUUCCUCGCUUUUCUUAACACUGUAUUUGUGGGAAUGCAAACAACAUAUAUCCUGUGGACGUGGCUAAUAGAAGGACGUCCGAGGGCCACAAUAUCGGCUCUAUUCAUGUUCACGUGCCGAGGAAUUCUUGGUUACUCCACGCAGCUCCCUCUGCCUCAGGGAUUUCUGGGCUCUGGAGUGGACUUUCCUGUAGGGAAUGUAUCAUUCUUUCUAUUCUAUUCGGGUCAUGUAGCUGGGUCAGUGAUUGCGUCGCUAGACAUGCGACGAAUGCAAAGGUUUGAAUUGGCAAGGAUUUUUGACGUGUUGAAUAUUCUCCAAGCUGUGAGAUUGCUGGGUACUAGGGGUCACUAUACUAUUGAUUUGGCCGUAGGGGUUGGAGCUGGAAUUCUCUUUGAUUCUCUUGCUGGAAAGUAUGAAGAAAGCAAGAAAAUACCACCCAUUGCUGCCACCACCAUUACCAAAGACACUUUCUUUACAUAAUACUAGCGAGGAGGAAGAACAAACAGAAACCCGUUCUUCUACGCGUCCAACUUGAUGAAGUUAUCGACUAUGAGUGAUGGACAAUCACUAUCACUGUCAUAUGGACCCAUCACUUAUAGUCGACCAUUUCAACAAGUUGUAGCAAAAAUUAUAUUUUUAGAUUUUCUCAACAUAAAUUAAAACCAAUGGAGGAAUUCUCCUUGGUCUACUUAGGAACACGCUUUGAAAUGUCAACAAGACGAUGGGAAAUGCUGUUCCAACGAAUAUAAGAAAAUAAAAAAUGUGACCCUGUAAAGAGAGGUGCUUAGAGAGGUCAACUACCAUUUUCUUUGUUCA
This is a messenger RNA of Quercus robur (English oak), 1367 nucleotides long. RefSeq names its product phosphatidylcholine:diacylglycerol cholinephosphotransferase 1-like. Gene Ontology annotation, molecular function: diacylglycerol cholinephosphotransferase activity. The record is from RefSeq and is a predicted model, not a curated record. The coding region runs from base 180 to 1031 and encodes 283 amino acids. The transcript is spliced from 3 exons. NCBI's taxonomy places the organism in Eukaryota, Viridiplantae, Streptophyta, Magnoliopsida, Fagales, Fagaceae.